Molecule: messenger RNA, 939 nt
Organism: Apus apus (common swift)
Lineage: Eukaryota; Metazoa; Chordata; Aves; Apodiformes; Apodidae
Product: olfactory receptor 10AG1-like
Exons: 1
Coding region: 1-939 (312 amino acids)
Biological process (GO): G protein-coupled receptor signaling pathway
Cellular component (GO): membrane
Molecular function (GO): olfactory receptor activity; G protein-coupled receptor activity
Source: RefSeq, a predicted model, not a curated record
AUGGCCCAAAGAAAAGCUUUGGAGAAUCACACCAUUGAACUUGGAUUCACUCUUCAGGGAUUUACUGACCCCUCCAGCCUGCAGGGCCUGUGCUUCACGGUCUUCCUGGUCAUCUACCUGGUGGUGCUCGCAGGAAACAGCCUGAUGGUGCUCAUCACAGUGAUGGACUCAAGCCUCCACAGCCCCAUGUACUUCUUCCUGAUGAACUUGUCCUUCCUGGAGAUCUGCUACACGUCAGUCACUCUGCCAAAAAUGCUGGUGAUUUCCCUGAUGGAAGAUGGCAGGAUCUCCUUCCUUGGUUGUGCUGCCCAGCUUUAUUUCCUGACUUCACUGGGCAGCACUGAAAGCCUUCUCCUGGCUGCCAUGGCCUAUGACCGCUAUGCAGCCAUCUGUGACCCCCUGCACUACACCCUCACCAUGAGCAGGGGUCUCUGCAUCAGCCUGGUUGUGGGGUCAUGGAUGGUUGUUGUACCAGUGCAAGUAGGACAGACCUACCAGCUGUUCACUUUGCCCUUCUGCGCAUCUCACCACCUUCAUCACUUCUUCUGUGACGUGCCCCCUCUGCUGGAUCUGGCCUGUGCAGACACCUCCUGGAACCAAGCGACUCUCUACACCAUCAUCUUGGUAUUUGCGAUUCUUCCCUUUUCCUUCAUAGUUAUUUCUUACAUUAAGAUUAUCAGGGCAGUUCUGAAAACACCUUCAGUCCUGGGCAGACACAAAGCAUUUUCCACCUGCUCUUCACACCUCGGGGUGGUGACACUCUUCUACAGCUCAGCCACAAUCACCUACUUAACGCGACGGUCAAGGGACUCUGCAGAGACUGACAAACACCUUGCCCUGCUUUACACAAUUGUGACCCCCAUGUUGAACCCUGUCAUCUACAGCCUGAGGAAUAAGGAAGUGAGAAUUGCCUUGAAGAGACUCCUGUGGACAAAGUGA